AUGCCUGAUGGUCAACCUGUGCUUGGCUGUGCACAACCGAGCUGUUUUGGAUGGGCUGAAGGUGGACAAAUGAUAGCAGGGCAUUUCUACAGGAUCAAUGGAAGGCGACGGUUUUUUCGAGGAAUGAAGACCUGGCAUGUGGCCACGUCCCGCAUGUCAAUUCCACAUCAGGCAAAUACAUUGGAAUGCGAGGAGACUUUCCGGUCAGAAACAUGUGUCAGUGACAACCAAUGGGUAGGCGGAAUUGCUCCGCUAAUGAAUGUAUCGACUGCCCAGACAUUCCUGCAAUGCUGUACAUUUGAACCACUGCGACUGUCAGAGGAUCGAGGCUUGGCUGUCGUGAAAUCUGGACAAAUCGUCAUUGGAGGAGAGGUAAAUCAUAUGUGA
This is a messenger RNA of Cooperia oncophora, 387 nucleotides long. NCBI's taxonomy places the organism in Eukaryota, Metazoa, Nematoda, Chromadorea, Rhabditida, Trichostrongylidae. The record is from the annotation of a GenBank genome assembly.